CAUCCCCAGAUUUCAGCGUUUGGACUAUAUUUUUUCUGCUGCUGCACGGCCAUCAUGCGCUGGUUUCUGUGUGGAUUCUGUGUGCUUACGGUGCUCAACGUGUCAGCCGCUGCGAGCCGCGAGCUGUCCAUCAUCCAGAAGCCUCGCUUCUACGGGGUGAGGCCCGGCCGCUUCGUCACGGUCUACUGCGCGUCCUCCCACCAGCACCUGCCGACCGUGGUGAGCUGGUACAAGGCCGCCCGCUACAACCAUGACGCCGCACAGCGACGCCUGCUGGACGGGGUGGUGACCCGCGACAAAGACGUCACGCUCAACGCCUUCCUCAUCCUCCACGAUUUGCGUCCCGAAGACAGCGGCGUCUACUUCUGCCGCAUCAAUGAAACGUGGGGGGGCGGCACUCAACUGCAAGUCGCCAGGCCCGUCAACCGAGAACAGGCGGUCCACCGCAGCAACAUGAAGGACGGCCUCAUGGUCCUUCAAGGCCUGAUGCUGGCCUUCAUCGUGACGCUUUUACUUCAAUGCAAUCGCAAAAUGUUGAAAUCGAAAAUGAAAGAGAGCAUCUACGAGGAGCCCGAACUCGAACACAUCUACGAGGGUCUGACCAUCGAGGGCUGCGGAGGAGGGGACUUGUACGAGGAGCUGGCCGUCUACGCCGAGGCCGGCGACGGCGCCGAGGCCCCGUGGGAGUGACGCCGCCCUGCCGACUCUCGGCGGCCAUGUCGUCGCUUUUAGGCGUACGAUACGUGAGUUGAAGUUUUCCACGCUCCCUGUCGCGUCCCAUCGACGUCACGUCCGACGGCGUGUUGCUGUUAUUUCUUUGUUUGGUUUUCAUAUUAAA
Syngnathoides biaculeatus (alligator pipefish) is the source of this 838-nucleotide messenger RNA. It is a transcript of the gene cd79b, whose product is annotated as CD79b molecule, immunoglobulin-associated beta. Gene Ontology annotation, cellular component: B cell receptor complex; external side of plasma membrane. The record is from RefSeq and is a predicted model, not a curated record. Gene Ontology annotation, biological process: B cell receptor signaling pathway; B cell differentiation. Lineage: Eukaryota; Metazoa; Chordata; Actinopteri; Syngnathiformes; Syngnathidae. Bases 55 to 690 code for a protein of 211 amino acids. The transcript has 5 exons.